AUGGACUUCAUUUAUGUAUUAAAAUGGUAUUUCCAACUCCAAAAUGGAUUGAGUUCAUAUGCCUACUGUCUAAGAGAUGAGAAUGGAGACAUUAUAUUUGCAAAAGGUGCCAGGAUUGAAAAUACAACAAGUACUAUGGCAGAAGCAGUUGCAAUUUUAGAAGCCAGCAAACAUUGCAAGAACUCUCAAUAUAAUCAGGUCAUUAUUCAAACUGAUUCUAUGUUAAUGUGCAAAGUGCUAAAAGGAAAAUGGGUCACCCCAUGGGCACUUUCAGAUAUUGUGGAAGAAAUCAAAACAUGCUUACAAGAUAAACAAUAUACAUUUCAACACAUUUUGAGAGAGGGAAAUCAACUUGCUGACUACAUAGCAAACAAAGCAAUAGAACAGGGACCUGCAGAUAUGAAGAUUUCAAUAGCUUUGAAUCACACGGAAAGAGAAUCUUAA
Molecule: messenger RNA, 444 nt
Organism: Solanum verrucosum
Lineage: Eukaryota; Viridiplantae; Streptophyta; Magnoliopsida; Solanales; Solanaceae
Exons: 1
Coding region: 1-444 (147 amino acids)
Molecular function (GO): RNA-DNA hybrid ribonuclease activity; nucleic acid binding
Source: RefSeq, a predicted model, not a curated record